AUGGAGAAGGCGGACGUCUCAUCCAAGGACGUUUCCGAAUUGGGCGACGGAAACAAACUGGCCCGCCUGGUGGAGGGGGCCACCUCCAAGACGCUUCCGAUGGGCGAAAGAAGCGGCGGCGGCGGCGGCGUGGCCGUGGGAGCCAAGGGCGUGCAGAACACGUUCGUGCUGUACUCCAUUCUCGCGUUCCUCUCCUCCGAAGGCAUCCAGAUCCCUCAAUCCUGCUCUCCACAAGUGCUGGCGGCCGGCAAUCAAGAGCAGAUCGUGGGACUCCUCAAGCGACUCGCGUGGCAGUACCUGAUCAUGGUCUUCGCCGCCAAGGAGACCCGGCGGGCCGCCGACGGUGGACUGAUCGCGUGGGCCACCCAAAAGCUGCAUAACCACGACCACGUCGUCAGCCACAAAACGCUGUAUAAUGGCGAGGUGGUGCUGGCGCUGAUCGAACUGGCAACCGGUGCACAUGCGCUGCAAUCAACCAGCUACAGCGCGCUCGACGCCGAGGCCAAAGCGAGAGCCCUCACCGAGGGCUUCGAGGCCGCCCAGACGCAGCUCGACAUUCCCCAGGUCGUCGACGCCAGCGAUUUCGUCUACCAGUCGAUCGACCUCACCUCGCUCCUGGUCUAUCUGGCCCUUCUGCGCCGCGUCCUCGACGGCAAAAUCGACUCCGGAGUACAAACGAAUGCGGUGGCGACGAAGGCGAAUCAGGCCACCAGCGCGGGCACGGCCUCCGUUCCGCCGCUGCAGACGGACCGAGUGGAGAACAAUAUGGGGCCGCACGCGGCUGCGUCGCUCGGUCUUCAGCAGAGGCAGAGUACCCCGCGCGAGAUCGCCGAAAUGAAGCAGAAGAUGGCUGAGAAGGACCGGGAGCUCGAGGAGAUGAAGCGCAAGAUGGAGCAGUCGAGGCGAGAAGCCGAAGAGGAAAUGAGACGGCUGGUGGAGGAGAUCAAAGCGAUGAAGGAGAAGGAGAAGCUGUCGUCUGCCAACAGCUCCAUCCGCAGUGUCAGCGACCUGGCCCGAUCCACAUCAUUGGAUGGUGAGGAAGAGGCGGCGUCGGCCAGUGAGUCAUCGCCGCCUUCGUCGCCCGAGCCACUGCGGCCGGCUCGGCCCGACCGCAAGGUCUCCUCCGGCACCUCCCAGCGCAAAAUCAGCCCCUCGCCCCUCGCCACUUCGUCGUCGUCCGCCACGCCCUCGUCGCCCUCGGCUUCGCUCCGGUCUUCGCUCUCUUCGCGGCCCUCCCUGCCCCACCACCACGCGUCAUCGUCGACCUCGGCCUCGUCGUCUCCCUCGUCGUCGCCCUAUUCGUCGCCGGCCACGUCAUCAUCCGCCAAUCCCCUGCGAGCCUCGCCGCCAAAGUCUGGCGCCGCCGCCGCGGCCCUGCCUCUGCCCCCGCUCGAGCUCCAGAUCGAGAAGAUCGCAGCCGCGGCCGAGCCCGGCCUGGGGGGCAACCACGGCGCGCUGCCGACGUCGCCCACGACCGGGCCUUCGAAGGGCGCCUACGCCCGCCAGCAGCAGCAGUCGGCCGGCGGGAAGAAGAACAGCAAGAUGCUGGACCACUUCAUCGGGCACUUUGAGCGCGAGAUGGAGUUCUACGAACAGGAAAAGGCCCAGCAGGCUGCCACAGUCCAGAACCAGCAGCAGCCGGCCGAGGUAGAGGAGGAGGAGGAGGAGGAGGCGAUCGCGCGGGAGCGGAAGGCGAAUGAGGAGGAGAUGGCGCGGCUCAAGCGGGAGGUGGAGACGCAGCUGGCCGAGCUCGAGAUGGAGGCCCAGCUGGGCGACACCAACGGCCAGCCCACGGCCAGCGGGAAUGCGAGGAAUGCGCGCAGCAGCAGUACCAGCAGCAGCAACGGCACCGGCAAAUCGCCGGCCUCGUCCCCGCAGAGCAGCGGCAGCAGCCACGCCGUGGCCACGCCGCCGUCUCCGUCAGUGCAGUCCAGGGCCGACCAGAAGGGGAAGCAGAAGCAGAUGACCAUGCGCGAACUGGUCCCCAAGCUGUGCACCGACCAGGCCAAGACCCCGCCGAUGGAUUUUAUGAGCCCGAGGACGGCCGAGGAGAUCUACACGAAGAUUCCGUCGUGCUAUCCGCUGGGCGACGAUGACGGUGACGCCGACGUGCUCCUCGACACCAUCCUCAUGCAGAUCGAUCUCGAUCGCAAGAAGGGCCAAAUGUCCCCUCGUGACAAGGAGGACUACGAGGACUACAUGCGGGAGAAGCGGAUGGUGGACAAGCGCAAGCAGCACCUGCUCGACGAGGGUCUCUCUGCGGCCUUCCCGCCCUCGCCCGAGGAAUUGCGGCGGCGCGACGCCGGCCCCAUGAAGAUGGCCACCCCCACCUCCAGCUCCGAGGACAUCAUCGCUACGGCGGGCGUGGUGCGGCAACGCUCGCACUCGAGCUUUUCGUCGACCGAAUCGCCGACGACCCGAUCGCGAGCCAACACGUACCACAUCUCCGAGCUGGUCCUCGAGGACGACUACGACCACCAGCACCACGGCGACGUGGCGGGGCGCCCCCGAGAAAGCCCGCGGGACGCCGAUCACCCCACACCGGCCGCCGCUGUCGGCGACAAAGACACGAAAAAGAAGAAGGAGAAAAAGAAAGAGAAAGAAAAGAAGAAAAAGAACAACGGCGCGGCGACGAUGACGUCAGCUGGCGGCGGCGAUGAAGUCGACGAGAAGCAGGCCAAGCGAAAGAAGCGGAACAGCUUGACGAGCGCGUUCGGGAGCCUCAAGGUGAAGGGCACGAGCAGCAAGGAGAAGCGCAUGUCCGGCGCGAUGCGGACCACCUCGUUCUCCUCCCGCUUCCUCCCACGCUCCUCUCGUAGUAGCGACGACCCCGACAAGCCGGGGUCGCCGUCGGCAUCGCCGAAGACGCCAAAGAUGCCGAAGGAGCCGAAGAAGGAGCGCAGCUGGCGCGACCUGCGCAGCUCGUUUUCGUUCUCGUCGGGCUCGAAGGGCAAGGUCAGCAAGUCGACCGGCGCCGGCAUCAGCUCGCCCCGGGGCAACAACAAGAUGCGCAAGGCGGCCCCCGACGACCCGCGCGAGGGCGUCAAAGGCGUCAUGAUCGGCCUCUACGAUUUCCAAGCCCGCAAGGAAGACGAAAUUUCGUUCAACAGGGGGGACUUGAUCUAUCUGAUGUCGGACCUGGACGAGACCGGGUGGGCGCUGGGCAAGAUCAAACCGCGCAAGCGGCGCAUGUACGAGAGCGAGAGCAACGACGAGCGCAUCGGGCUCUUCCCCGUCGAGUUUGUACGCGUGGCCAAGGAGGGCGAGGAACAACAGGCCGACGACGCCGAAGAUGGCACCCAGGGCUCGUUUAGCUCGAGCUCCUCCAAUCUGAGCGCCGAUUCCUCCCCGCCCAAGCCCCAGCUGGCCUCUUCGUCUUCCUCCUCCUUACCCUUGCCCGGCGGCGUCGACGCUGUCGCGGAUGGGGCGCAGGGGUGGCUCUACUUCAAGCACUCGAGCAAGAAGUGGCUCUCGCACCACUUCGUCCUGACCAAGGACUGGCUGACCUACUACAAGAACCAAAAGCCGGACAAGAAGCCGUUGGGGAAGAUCCCGCUGGCGCAGGCCUGGCUGGAGGUGUCGCGAGCGCUGGACGAGAAGCAGAAGAAGGUGCAUUGCAUUCUCAUCGCCACCCCGGCCGGCAAGACGGUUGACCUUGAAGCCUGGUUGGACGCCUUCCGCAACACCACCAUUGCUGGCCUCAGGCAGAUGUAA
Molecule: messenger RNA, 3714 nt
Organism: Acanthamoeba castellanii str. Neff
Lineage: Eukaryota; Discosea; Longamoebia; Acanthamoebidae
Product: SH3 domain containing protein
Exons: 19
Coding region: 1-3714 (1237 amino acids)
Molecular function (GO): protein binding
Source: RefSeq, a predicted model, not a curated record